AUGCCCUCCCGCCGGGCGCAACCACCCCUCUCCGUCCGCUUGCCGGCCGGCAAUGCGCAGCCCGAACUGCCCCCCAUAGCGGCCCUGUUCCUCAUCGACUUCGACGUUAAGGCCGGAUACACCAUUGUCUGGAAACAGGCUGCACCCGGCAUCGAGCUCGAGGGCCUCGUCGAGUACAAGAGUCUGCCAUCGGGACUCCACACUGUCACCGACGACUUGAUAUACUUCGUUCACGAUGGGCACCAUGCCGGACUGAGCGCUUUCAUCAACACACCGUGCGAUGAGGAGGAGGCGCGUCAUGCGCGCAUGAUUGCCGUCGGCGUUCUGGUUCCUCUCAGCUAUGGCCGCCUUGGCCGGGCAUGGAGGCAUGCUGAGGGCUUGAAGGACAUUGCAUCAAAACUCGCCGAGGAUCGCAAGAUUACGAGCCUUCUCGAUGAGUACUGGGAGAAGAACAAGGCCAAGGAAGGCGCUGAACAAGAACGGCCGGCGAUCGAAUCGCCGUCCGUCAGCUUCAGCGCCCAAGCCGCCCAGCCCAGAAAGGCAAACCACACCCGUAAUCGCUCUGCUUCAGAUGGCGCUUCGUUGCUGCCGUCUGGCCACCGGCUCUCCCCUUACCACCCGGCCUGGAGUCUGACGUCCCUGCUGGACACCUUUGGUCCUCUCAUUUUCCCCAUCCACAGGGCCGCCCUGCUGCGAAAGCGCAUCUUGAUCUCAUGCCACGCGCCAGUGCGAGAAACCUGCAACUUUGUAUACAACAUUUCUGUCCUUUCAAAUAUUCCCCAGACCGUGACGGAGCUACUGGCUCCGACAUCGUCCUCGCAGCGACUGAGACCCCUUUUCACCAUCGGGGUCCAUGACAUACCUUUCUUGAUGGAGGACUUCGAGGCCUCGAAGCGACGAAAUGUCGACAGCAACCUCGACUUUGCGGAUGAGUCGGGCUCUGGAUGGAUUGCCUGUACGACUGACAGCAUUCUGGCCAUGAAGGACACUCUCUGGGACAUGCUCAUCACCAUGCCUCCGCCUUAUGCGCCCAACGCCAAGGAAAAGGUCUGGCCCACGGUCGAGUGCCCUCGUGGCGUACCUGUCAAGGCAACGCAGCGGGACCUGAGAAGGUUCCGUGCUUUGCAGUCUGGUCUUGCCAGGCUGGCAGCAACAACGCCGAAGCCGGCGGCAGCCGAAACUCCUCGAUCAGAGACACCGACGAGUUUCAAACUCACUACCGGUGCCUUCCCGGUGCCCAGCCUUGACAACGAUGAGGCCUUGGACAAGAUUGUCGAGCCACAGAGCUGGACGGCGCUCGCGUACAGUGGCUUCAUGUGGUGGGCGAGUGCUGGCGAGCAGGCACGCAGCGAGGAGCAGGAGGAGGCGGCUCAUGAUGCGGCAUUGCUGGCAGACCUGGUAUUAACGCCACACACGCCGAGCAUGUCGAAUCCCCCGAAAUCCCGGCCCUCGGUGUCGGGCGGCAUGGCUGACUCGAUCGGGUCCAUUGUGUCUCGGUCAGCGAUCGGGCCAGAGGACGACGAGGCAAGAACGGAGCUCGCGGUUAUUGCCUACUUUCACCGUUUGACGGCACAAAUGCUCACAGUGAUGGGGGACCUGGCGGAGUGCUCGGGCGAUUGCUACGAGGACGACGACGAGGACGACGACGAGGACGAGAACGAAGACGAGGAUGCGGAGGACGUCCCUCUCCGGUCCAACGGUGAACCUAAGCGCAUCGCCGUACGGGUUGGCAGUGAAGCACUUGAGAGCAUGGGUCUUGACGUCUGGAAUGCGCAUGAUGCGGAGUUCGUCAAGGAGCUUAUGGCUAAGUACUUCAACCGGAAGCCCUACAUCGAGGGCAAAGGGGUUGAGGUGUGCGGAGUGCGCGUCUGCUGA
This is a messenger RNA of Colletotrichum higginsianum IMI 349063, 1875 nucleotides long. RefSeq names its product Duf2347 superfamily protein. The transcript has 3 exons. The record is from RefSeq and is a predicted model, not a curated record. Gene Ontology annotation, cellular component: lipid droplet. The coding region runs from base 1 to 1875 and encodes 624 amino acids. NCBI's taxonomy places the organism in Eukaryota, Fungi, Ascomycota, Sordariomycetes, Glomerellales, Glomerellaceae.